AUGGUUCAUUCAGCAACUAUUCUGAUACGAAACCUGCCUCCGAAAGCUCCUCAAUCUCGCCCGGCUCAAGAGAAUCACGCGUGUCGUGCUGCCUUCGGUCGACCGAGCUCAGCUGUCUCGGUCGUGGUGCUAGAUGUAGCCCCCAGGAAAUUCAAACGCCACGCUGGCACCAGCGGAACGACACAGGAGCCGCCGCACGCGGUCUUCCUGGAGGUGGACGGGCGGCGGCUGGACCCGGGCAACGUGUUCCUGCCCGUGCUGGAGGGCUCAGCGCUCGCCGUGGGCUGCGUGGCCGAGGGCGGCGAGCCGCCGCCGCGACUCUCGUGGCGGCUGGCGCUCGCCGGGCAGCCGGACGCGCAGGCGCAGCCGCAGCAGCACCAGCACGGCGCCGUGCCCCUGCUGAGCACGCAGCCCGCCGCGCCGCUGCCCGCCGCGGCCCACGUGCUGCGCUCCGAGGCGCGGCUGGCGCGGCUGCUGCGCGCCCACCACAACGCCAGCGUCGCCUGCCUCGUGCAGCACCCCGCGCUGCCGCAGCCCGCGCUACAGGUCUCGCUGCUGCUCGACGUCCAGUACAGCCCGUCCUUCGCCAUCAGCCGCACGCCCGGCUUCGGCUUCCCGCUGCUAGAGGGCAUGGCAGUCUCCCUCAAGUGUGACGUCGACUCCAACCCGCCGUCCAGUCCCGUCUGGGUCAAAGAUGACGGCGCGCCCCCGGUAGCCCAGUCCAACGACGGUUUCCUCAACUUCAGCUCCAUCAGCCGCGAGCACAUGGGCUGGUACAAGUGCACCAGUCGCGACGCCAGCUCCAUCGGCUACUACCUCAACGUCAUCUAUGACGGAGAGGCCGGCGUGGAGGAGGACGCAGCAGGUGGAGUCGGCGGCGGUGGCGGCGGCGGUGGCGGCGGCGGCGAGGCCAUGUCGGACGAGGGCGGCGGGGGCGGCGGCGCGGUGGGGGCGGGCCCGCAGCUGUCUCUGGAGCGCGUGCUGUACCAGGAGGCGGGCGUCUACCGCUGCGAGCCGGACCGCCGCGCGCAGGGCCUGCUCGACCGCCGCCGCGCCGCGCUCAGCGUCCGCCUCAACGUCACCGGGGCGCCGGUGGUGCACCCCAGCAAUGCGACGGUGUCGGCGCGCAGCGGGCAGUCCGUCACGCUGCGCUUCGAGUUCUGCGCCAACCCGGCGGCGCAGCGCGCCCUCUGGCUCGUGUCGUCCGCCUCCACCGCGGCGCUGCUGCGGCCCGGAAACGCCACCGGCCGCCUCACCGCCCACAACCUCACCGCCGGCAGUUCGCCGCUGUGCCGCGAGGCGGCUCUGACGCUGGCGGCGGCGUCGCCGUCGGACGCGGGCGAGUACUCGCUGGUGGUGCGGUCGCCGCGCGGGCUGGCCGAGGGAAGCGUGCUGCUCGCCGUGACGCGCGCCUCCGGCCUGGAAAUCUGUAAUAUCCCUCAAGACAUGCUGAUAGCUGUGCAGCAGCCUAUGGCGUCUGGUUAG
Messenger RNA from Schistocerca nitens (vagrant locust), 1485 nucleotides. RefSeq lists its product as uncharacterized. The coding region runs from base 1 to 1485 and encodes 494 amino acids. Gene Ontology annotation, biological process: cell-cell adhesion. Gene Ontology annotation, cellular component: cell-cell junction. The transcript is spliced from 10 exons. Lineage: Eukaryota; Metazoa; Arthropoda; Insecta; Orthoptera; Acrididae. Gene Ontology annotation, molecular function: cell adhesion molecule binding. The record is from RefSeq and is a predicted model, not a curated record.